AACCAGAUAAGUCGAGUAGCUAACUCCCCUGACCCAUCUGCGCCAACGCCCUCCACCCUCGCGCUAUCCAUCCCGGUUCCGCUGGCUGCAGCGUCUCUAGUGGACAGGCGCUUGAGGGAGAGUAGAGUGAUAAUCUGGGGGUCAUUCUCCGGGAAAAUCACGCCAGCGAGGCUGGCGCUGUCGUUCCUUAGUGGUGUCCCCACUGAGCCUGAUCAACAACCACUUCACGCAGAAUGUUUGUGCCAGGAGGGAAGCAGGCGCACACUUGGGCUUCUAGACAACCUUUCCUCCCCAUCUGCCAUACAGAAGACCUUGGAGAGGGCUGGCAGCAUUCAAAAGGCCUACCCAAUGAUCAGGCGUCUACCUGAGGACCGUCCUCUAGAGGCGCAAAAGCUGGGCCCCAGCAGAUCAAGGGUAGAGGCACAAAACGGGCUUCCGCUUGGCGCCAGCUCAGCCGACACGAAACUCAUGGCCAGGCCAAUUGUGAUCAUAGCAUCUUGUGCUCCCGAAAGCAUGCCGACGCAACCAACCGCGUCUCCGGACAGCAGUUUUUAUUCGACCACCACAGAUCCCUCGUCCGUCAAAUGCAGUGAUGCUCUGGAGGAGGCAACCUCACAUGCAAACAGCGCCCAAAGUAGUGGAGCUAUCAACGCUUAUCUUCGUGACAGACGACAGAAGCGGAACCACGAACUCCUCAAUAAAUCCGCAGCAUCUGAACUGGACUGGAUCAGAUGUGCGGAGACAAGCAGCGAAGCCAGUCUCCAGCUCUACUCCGUCGAAGGUGGCCCCGCUGCUUGUGGACAGCCGUCGCCCAGGACCCUGAAAGCCAUAGCCGAAAACGUGAUUUGGAUUUACGCUCCGGUUAAUCUUGCCGAAACCAACAGGCGCACCACAUUCGGUUCACACAAUGCAGCUGCCCGGGCCUCACGAAAGGGAACAUGCAUUAGCUGCCUCUGCAGCUGGCCCGAUUCCCGGUCACUAUUUUUCCGCCUUGGCAGGAAACCCGAAUUCCCCUCAUCAUCUUCCGAACAUGUUACCUCAUGGUGCUCCCCACCAAUUCCACCACCACCCAGUACUUGCGCUGAUCCUGCAUUCCUUGAGCAACUGACGAAAAACAUCACUCGCUAUGGCAUGACCACAAACACCUUGAACUUCUUCCGCCUUUGUGUUAUACUGGAACCAAUGCAAGAGUUAAUGUCCAGGCAAAAGGCUUACAGUCUUACUCCACGAGACUGUUUGAAAACUACGCUAUUCCAGAAGUGGCAGCGAAUGAUGCCCCAAGUUAGGUUGUUCUCAUGGAUUGUUUAUAUUGUCAAUAAUUCCAUUGCAUCGUCCUAUCUGUCACAUUUGUUAGAAGCCACCCGUCAACCGUCGAAACGGAGAAAGAGGAAAGGUAGCGCGGCUGCCACAGAAACAAACAGCAACAGCAACACAGGGAGAGCGUCUAAACGCAAACAGUCGCCGGCUCCUUUACCAUCUCAUCACAUCGCACAGCCGGGAGAUGUGAUGAUCGUCGGUGAACCAACCUUGAUGGGUGGUGAUUUUGGCGAUGAGGAUGAGCGCCUGAUCACUCGUCUGGAAAACACGCAGUACGAUGCCGCCAUGAACGCGAAUCCACACAUGCAUCCCAAUUUUUCCAGUCCAAACGAAACACCAAACCUCAUCUCCUCUCCUCCCGGUAGCGUCAACUUGCCCAUGAACUCUGGACCACAUUCUUUGCCAGGUGUUCAGUUUCGGACUGCAUUAUCCUUAGGAGGUCCAAAUUCCCAUCCGGGUAUGGCAAUGAACGAUCCUGUAUUCUCCAAUAGUUUACUGUCGACCUCACAACAUCCUUCGGGGGUUCCAGUGUCUAUGUUCCCCGGACAGCAGCAACAGCAUCCCAUAUCCACAUCCGCCCGCUUUGCGCCACACAGUAAUCCCGUUAUGGUAUCCCAGCACUAUGUUCUUGCACAGUCCAAAUCGUCAAUGUCCGGCUCAAACACACCUUCCUCUCGAGAUUUCUACCAACCCCCGCUUCCUUCCAGUGCAAGCGACCUUAUGAUGCAUCCGUCAGGCCGCUCAAGCAGUACUUCAUCACUGGUGGACGGUGGUAGUAGUCUUAGUGGAUUUCCCAAUUGCCCCUCGCCCAACAUGCCUUCAAGACAGUCUGCUCGGUUUACCCCACCUGGCCUACCAAAUGGCCUUGGAUCUGUCAGCUCCACAUCGGCCCAACAAAAUUUCCUCUUACCUCCGGAAAUGGUUGGCUGUGCGAACUCUUUAUCGCAGAUGCCGAUUUCUUGUUCCAGUCUAGGGUCAACCCCACCAACGUCGUAUACCCCUGAGGCGAUCGACUCAACUAACAUGAUGCACUCAUCGGUUAAUCAAGCAUCUGCUGGAACCGCAGUGAAAGCGGGCGCGUCUCCAGUGAUAUUUAGCUGUAUGGGUUCUGGCACUAAUGGUACGCAAGGGACACCAGAACCGUGCUCUCCCAUUGUUCUUCCCUCUUUUGAAUCACUAGAGACCCUCGCUCCAAUGAUGGUGGGUCCUGGAUGUGACCAACUUCCAGCUGGCGUUUUGAAUGAAGCCGAGGAUAUAAAGUCAUCAGUUGCACACCAUGUGAGGUCAAAUUCAGAAUCG
Opisthorchis viverrini is the source of this 2616-nucleotide messenger RNA. RefSeq lists its product as hypothetical. Gene Ontology annotation, cellular component: transcription regulator complex; nucleus. Gene Ontology annotation, biological process: nervous system development; negative regulation of transcription by RNA polymerase II; positive regulation of transcription by RNA polymerase II. The transcript has 8 exons. Gene Ontology annotation, molecular function: LIM domain binding. Lineage: Eukaryota; Metazoa; Platyhelminthes; Trematoda; Opisthorchiida; Opisthorchiidae. The record is from RefSeq and is a predicted model, not a curated record. The annotation marks the transcript as partial.